Messenger RNA from Nyctereutes procyonoides (raccoon dog), 1779 nucleotides. RefSeq names its product cationic amino acid transporter 3-like. The record is from RefSeq and is a predicted model, not a curated record. Bases 1 to 1779 code for a protein of 592 amino acids. Gene Ontology annotation, molecular function: amino acid transmembrane transporter activity. Gene Ontology annotation, biological process: amino acid transport; transmembrane transport. Lineage: Eukaryota; Metazoa; Chordata; Mammalia; Carnivora; Canidae. Gene Ontology annotation, cellular component: plasma membrane. The transcript has a single exon.
AUGCUGUGUCAGGCACUUCGCAGAUUUGGUCAAAAGCUGGUACAGAAACGUAAACUGGAGAAGCCAGAGGCUACAAAUAAGCAAUCCAGAAGCCUGAACACUGUGGAAUUAAUGGUCCUGGGUUUGGACUACAUACUAGAUAUAAGUGUGUAUUUCCUGGCUGGUGAGGUAGCUAGAGAUAUAGCAGGACCAUCUACUGUGAUCUGCUUUUUGGUGGCCGGCCUAGUUUCAGUGUUGGCUGGACUGUGCUAUGCAGAGAUUAGUGCCCAGGUUCCACACUCUGGCUUUUCAUAUCUCUACACUUAUGUCACUGUAGGUGAACUUGGGGCUUUUGUCACUGGCUGGAACCUCAUCCUCUCCUUUGUUGCCUAUACAGCUCUCGUGAUCCAGGCCUGGACCUUAGCUUUGGACAAUCUGUUUGGGAACCAAAUCUCUCAGGCCCUGACUGAGAGCAUUUCAUUGCAUGUUUACCGUGUUUUUGCAAAAAUUCUAGGCUUCUUUGCCAUGGGCCUGGUGUUGUUGCUAAUAGAAUUGCUGACUCUGAACAUUAGGCAGCUUUUUUUGGUUUCUAAAGUGGUCACAGUGGUGAACCUUUUGGUUGUCAGUUUUGUCAUCAUCUCUGGCUUCAUGAAGGGGGACCUGCACAACUGGAAGCUCACAGAAGAGGACUACAUAAAGGCUGGACUCAAUGAGACAUCUAGCCUGGGUUCUCUGGGCUCCGGAGGAUUCAUGCCUUUUGGCUUCCAGGGGAUUCUCCGUGGAUCAGCUACCUGCUUCUAUGUAUUUAUAGGUUUUGGAUAUAUUGUUGACAUAGUAAAAAGAACCCAGAAUCCCAAGCGUUCCAUCUCCAUGGGUAUUGUGAUUUCAUUGCUCAUCUGUUUUUUGGUGUAUUUUGGUGUCUCUGUGGCACUGACUCUUAUGGUGCCUUACUACCAGCUCCGACCUGGAAGCACCUUGCCUGAGGUAUUUGUUCAUAUAGGAUGGGCCCCUGCUUACUAUGCUGUAGCUUUUGGAUUCCUCUGUAGUCUUUCUGCAAGCUUCUUGGGCUAUAUGUUCCCCAUAAGUCAGGCUAUAUAUGUGAUGGCACAGGAUGGCCUCCUCUUUCCUGUCCUUGCCAGAAUCAGAACUGGCACAUGUGCCCCCAUCAUGGGUACCAUGAUCUUUGGCAUUACUGUAGCAAUCAUGACAUUCUUCUUUGGACUCACUGAUCUUGUGGACCUCAUGUCACUUGGGGCCCUGCUAGAUUACUCCCUGGUGGCUUUUUAUGUUCUCAUCCUCAGAUAUCAGCCUGAGAUGGAGAGUGGAGGAAAUGAAGCACAGGUGCAGGAGGAGAAUGGAUCUGCAACAGAGAAGCUCACUCUACACCGAAUAUUUUUUCCAGACAGCUCCACCCCCACUCCACUCUCUGGCCAGGUUGUCUCUGUUUGCUCCUCACUGCUUGCUCUAUUGCUGACUCUGCUCUGCCUGGUCCUGGUGCUGACCCAGUGGCCAGGUCUGCUUUCUGGAGACCCAGUGUGGAUCACAGUGGUUGUGCUGCUCCUGGUGCUCAUCACUGGGAUCACUGGGGUCAUCUGGAGACAGCCACAGAGCUCCUCUCCCCUUCACUUUAAGGUACCUGGUCUGCCUCUCCUCCCACUCCUGAGCAUCUUUGUGAAUGUUUGUCUUAUGAUGCAGAUGACAGCUGUCACCUGGGCCCUACUUGGUGUUUGGAUGCUGAUUGGGUUUGCUCUCUACUUUGCCUACGGGAUCCACUAUAGCCUGGUCUCUAACCAUACUUAA